AUGAGUUCGAGGUUAAGUAUCCAGGGAGUACGAGGUCGGAUGCAAUGCUUCCGCGAUUUUGGACGACAAAGGCCGCAAGUUGCCAGCCCUCGGUUCCAAUUGCCGCCUUCAAGAUUUCCAAACCCAACAAUCAACACAUUACAUCUUCGAGGAUACUCGUCAAAUGUUCCCUCUAUUGAGAGCUGUCCCUGUGGAUCUGAUUUAAGCGUUCCGGAUCUGGAGGGUGAUGAAAUCGACAUGAAAUCUCCUUUGGGGGGUGUUAUCACUCGUCACUAUCGCCACGUUUUAAUUCACACUGGGACAAGUGAUUGGCCUAGCAGAAUUGAGGACGGCCCUUCGAUAUCUUCAAAGAGGUCGAGAAUGUCUAAGGAUAUAACAGAGGAUGAAGAGAGUAGUUCCAUAACUGCUAAACUCAAGGCUUUGGUAUCCCGAGGAAGUAUAUAUGUUGAUCCAUUUUACCCAAUCCUUGUCACCAACACUUCCCUUCCCAUAGACCCUUCUGCGCAAGAAGGGCAUGGGACGAUAACAGUAUUUCCAGAUGCUGUGGAGAUCACCUCAAUACCAAAUUCCAUGGAAAGCCUAAGAUCUCUGGUGACUUCAUUUCUUCUCCCACCUUCUAACCCUUUAUCAUCUCCCCAAAAAGAUCGUGAAUCUUUCACAACAAAAAGAAUAUCAAAACCGGUGAUAUUAACCUGCUCACACGGAAAUCGUGAUAAAAGAUGCGGGAUUCUCGGACCCGUCAUAGCGAGGGCUUUUAAAGAAGCAUUGGCAAAUGGGAGUGAGAAGGAAGGGAUCGACUAUAUCAUUGGAGAUAUUUCUCAUAUUGGAGGGCACAAAUUCGCGGGGAAUGUAAUAAUACAUCUUCCUGGCGACCACCCGCUGUCUGGGGCUAUAAAUAACGCCCCAGCGUCUACAUUGCCGGCUGCUAGGCCAGGUGAUGCCAAAGAGAAGGCAGAAUCGAGUCGCAGCGUUUCAAUUUGGUAUGGACGUGUGAUGCCGUAUCAUGUCAAGGGAAUCAUUAAGACAACAUUAAAAGGGGGCAAAAUCGUGAAAGAACUACUGAGAGGCAUUGUCAACUCCGACGGUGACUUGGUAGACUUGCACGGGAUCGGGUUUAAGUAA
Orbilia oligospora ATCC 24927 is the source of this 1122-nucleotide messenger RNA. RefSeq lists its product as uncharacterized. Lineage: Eukaryota; Fungi; Ascomycota; Orbiliomycetes; Orbiliales; Orbiliaceae. The transcript has 3 exons. The coding region runs from base 1 to 1122 and encodes 373 amino acids. The record is from RefSeq and is a predicted model, not a curated record.